AUGUCCGGCUACCAGCAACAAGGUGGCCAUUAUGACGAGGGCUACGGCCACCCGGCAGGCCAAGGUGACUCCUACUAUCAGGACGAGCACGCUGCCCAGGGUGGUUACUACGACCACCAGGAUUAUGGCGAUGGCUACUAUGACCGAGGUGCUUCGGGCGCCUACGCACAACAGGAGGGUGGUCAUCAAGGCUACGCCGAAGGAGGAUACUACGAGGGCGGCGGUCACCAGGAUGAAUACUACGCCGACCAGUACUACGACGCCGGUCAGGCUGGCUAUGGCCGUGGCCGACGCGGCAAUGACUCCGAAGAGGACUCGGAGACCUUCAGUGAUUUCACCAUGAGAUCGGAGACCGCGCGUGCUGCUGAUAUGGAUUACUACGGCCGUGGGGACGAGCGAUACAACAGCUACACCGACAGCCAGUACGGUCGUGGUGGAUACGGCUACCGUCCGCCAUCAUCGCAGAUCUCAUAUGGCGGGAACCGGUCAUCGGGUGCUUCUACCCCCGUCUAUGGCAUGGAAUAUGGAAACGCGUUGCCGGCUGGCCAGCGUUCGCGGGAACCCUACCCUGCCUGGACCUCGGAUGCCCAGAUUCCGCUGUCCAAGGAGGAGCUGGAGGACAUCUUCUUGGACCUGGUUAACAAGUUCGGUUUCCAGCGUGACAGCAUGCGUAACAUGUACGACCACAUGAUGACGCUUCUCGACUCUCGUGCUUCUCGCAUGACCCCCAACCAGGCCCUUCUGUCUCUGCACGCUGAUUAUAUCGGUGGCCACAACGCCAACUACCGCCGUUGGUACUUCGCCGCUCAUCUGGACUUGGACGAUGCAGUUGGCUUCGCCAACAUGAAGCUGGGCAAAGCCGAUCGUAAGACUCGCAAGGCCCGCAAGGCUGCCCAGAAGGCCGCCAAGCAGAACCCCGAGAACGAGGAGGAGACGCUUGAGGCUUUGGAAGGUGACAACAGUCUGGAGGCCGCUGAAUACCGCUGGAAGUCUCGCAUGAACCGCAUGUCCCAGCACGAUCGUGCCCGUCAGAUUGCGUUGUAUCUGCUCAUUUGGGGCGAGGCCAACCAGGUCCGUUUCUUGCCUGAGUGUCUGUGCUUCAUCUUCAAGUGUGCCGACGACUACUAUUCCUCUCCCGAGUGCCAGGCCCGUGUGGAGCCCUACUGCCGUGAUCAGGGCUACGAGAUCUUUGAAGGCAAGUACGUUCGCCGCGAGCACGACCACAACAAGAUCAUCGGUUACGAUGAUAUGAACCAGCUAUUCUGGUACCCUGAGGGUAUCGAGCGCAUCGGUUUCGAGGACAAGACUCGCCUGGUCGAUGUUCCCCCCGCGCAGCGUUGGCCUAAGCUCAAGGAUGUCCUUUGGAAGAAGGCAUUCUUCAAGACCUACAAGGAAACUCGCUCGUGGUUCCACUUGGUUACCAACUUCAACCGUAUCUGGGUUAUUCACUUAUGCUCUUUCUGGUUCUUCACUGCCUACAACGCCCCGACUCUCUACACCGUGAACUACCAACAACAGUGGGAUAACAAGCCGUCUACCGCUAAGUAUCUGGCUGCUGUCGGUUUUGGUGGUGCCAUCGCUGCUUUCAUCCAGUUGUUCGCCACUAUCUGCGAGUGGAUGUAUGUCCCUCGUCGGUGGGCUGGUGCUCAGCAUCUGCGCAAGCGUUUCAUGUUUAUCCUCCUCAUGUUCGUCAUCAACCUGGCACCUGGAGUGGUCAUCUUCGGCUUCUUGGAUAUGCUGCCCACAAAUAUCCAGAAGCCAGUCGGUCUUGCUCUCGGUAUUGUCCACUUCGUAAUCGCUCUCCUGACCGCAGCCUUCUUCGGUAUCCAGCCGCUGGACCUUUACCGCCAGUUUCCCCGUCUGCACGGCAAUGACAUGUGGAUGUCCUACGGCCUUUGGGUUUGCGUUUUUGGUGCCAAGCUGGCUGAGUCUUACUUCUUCCUGACUCUGUCGUUGAAGGAUCCCAUUCGUAUCCUUUCGCCCAUGAACAUUUACGAGUGCACUGGUGUCACGUAUCUCGGCAACGUCCUGUGUCACAAGCAGCCACAGAUCCUUCUGGGUCUGAUGUUCUUCAUGGACUUGACCCUCUUCUUCCUCGAUAGUUACCUGUGGUACAUUAUUUGCAACACCAUUUUCUCGGUGGCUCGUUCAUUCUACCUAGGUGUCUCCAUUUGGUCGCCUUGGAGAAACAUCUUUUCCCGCCUUCCCAAGCGUAUCUACUCUAAGGUGCUGGCCACCACUGACAUGGAGAUCAAGUACAAGCCCAAGGUCCUCAUCUCCCAGGUGUGGAAUGCUAUCAUCAUCUCGAUGUAUCGCGAGCAUCUUUUGGCCAUCGACCAUGUCCAGAAGCUCCUUUACCACCAGGUCCCCUCUGAGCAGGAGGGUAAGCGUACCCUCCGUGCCCCUACCUUCUUCGUCUCCCAGGAAGACCAGUCUUUCAAGACCGAGUUCUUCCCUGCUGGUAGUGAGGCUGAGCGCCGUAUCUCCUUCUUCGCCCAGUCUCUGUCGACUCCUAUGCCUGAGCCUCUGCCGGUGGACAACAUGCCCACUUUCAGUGUUCUGAUCCCCCACUACGGCGAAAAGAUUCUCCUGUCUCUGCGUGAAAUCAUUCGUGAGGAUGAGCCCUACUCCCGCGUUACCGUGCUCGAGUAUCUUAAGCAGCUCCACCCUCACGAAUGGGACUGCUUCGUCAAGGACACCAAGAUUCUGGCUGAUGAGACCUCUCAAUUCAACGGGGAAUAUAACGAGAAGGGCGAGAAGGACGCUGCUAAGAGCAAGAUCGAUGACCUGCCCUUCUACUGCAUUGGUUUCAAGUCCGCUGCUCCCGAGUAUACCCUUCGCACUCGUAUCUGGGCUUCGCUUCGCUCCCAAACUCUGUACAGAACUGUUUCUGGUUUCAUGAACUACAGCCGUGCCAUCAAGCUCCUGUAUCGUGUCGAGAACCCCGAGGUUGUGCAGAUGUUUGGCGGUAAUUCCGAGAAGCUUGAGCGUGAGCUUGAGCGCAUGGCCCGUCGCAAGUUCCGCAUCUGUGUCUCCAUGCAACGUUAUGCCAAGUUCAACAAGGACGAGCGUGAAAACACCGAAUUCCUCCUGCGUGCCUACCCUGAUCUGCAAAUCGCCUACCUUGAUGAGGAGCCUCCCGUCAACGAGGGCGAGGACCCCCGCCUGUACUCUGCCUUGAUUGAUGGUCACUGUGAGCUUCUCGAGAACGGCAUGCGCAAGCCCAAGUUCCGCAUCCAGCUCUCCGGCAACCCCAUUCUCGGUGACGGAAAGUCUGACAACCAGAACCACGCCAUUAUCUUCUACCGCGGUGAAUACAUCCAGCUGAUCGAUGCCAACCAAGACAACUACCUGGAAGAGUGCCUGAAGAUUCGUUCCGUCCUCGCCGAGUUUGAGGAGCUGACAACCGACAAUGUUUCUCCGUACACACCUGGUGUUCCCUCGCCUGAUACCAACCCGGUUGCCAUUCUUGGUGCUCGUGAAUACAUUUUCUCUGAGAGCAUCGGUGUCCUUGGUGACGUCGCUGCCUCCAAGGAACAAACAUUCGGUACCCUGUUCGCCCGUACUCUGGCACAGAUCGGUGGUAAGCUGCAUUAUGGUCAUCCCGAUUUCCUGAACGCUACCUUCAUGUGUACUCGUGGUGGUGUGUCCAAGGCUCAAAAGGGUCUCCAUCUUAACGAGGAUAUUUACGCUGGUAUGAAUGCACUCCUUCGUGGUGGUCGCAUCAAGCACUGCGAGUACUACCAGUGUGGUAAGGGUCGUGACUUGGGUUUCGGCUCCAUUUUGAACUUCACAACCAAGAUUGGUACUGGUAUGGGUGAGCAGAUGCUCUCGCGUGAAUACUACUACCUCGGCACUCAACUUCCUCUCGAUCGCUUCUUGUCAUUCUACUAUGCUCACCCUGGUUUCCACAUCAACAACAUGUUCAUUAUGCUGUCAGUGCAGAUGUUCAUGAUCGUUCUCAUCAACCUGGGUGCUCUCAAGCACGAGACCAUUACUUGCCGUUACAACUCCGACCUGCCCAUCACUGAUCCCCUGGAGCCGACUUACUGUGCCGACCUUGCUCCCAUCGUCAACUGGGUGAACCGUUGUGUUAUCUCUAUCUUCAUUGUGUUCUUCAUCUCGUUUGUUCCCCUGGCUGUCCAGGAGUUGACUGAGCGUGGUGUUUGGCGUAUGGCUACUCGUCUGGCGAAGCACUUUGGUUCCUUCUCGUUCAUGUUCGAGGUUUUCGUGUGUCAGAUCUACGCCCAAGCCGUUCACCAGAACUUGUCAUUCGGUGGUGCGCGCUACAUUGGUACUGGUCGUGGUUUCGCCACCGCUCGCAUUCCCUUCGGUGUCUUGUACUCUCGUUUCGCUGGUCCUUCAAUCUACGCUGGUGCUCGUCUCCUGCUGAUGCUGCUCUUCGCAAGCAGCACUGUCUGGACUCCUGCUCUGAUCUGGUUCUGGGUGUCACUGCUUGCCCUCAUCAUCUCGCCCUUCCUCUUCAACCCUCACCAGUUCUCUUGGAAUGACUUCUUCAUUGACUACCGUGACUAUCUCCGCUGGCUCUCGCGCGGUAACUCCCGGUCUCACGCCUCUUCCUGGAUUGGCUUCUGCCGUCUGUCCCGAACCCGGAUCACUGGUUACAAGAAGAAGGUUCUUGGAGUUCCCUCUGAGAAAGGAUCUGGUGACAUUCCCCGCGCUCGCAUCACGAACAUUUUCUUCAGUGAGAUUGUCGCGCCCCUGGUCGUCGUGGCUGUCACUUUCGUUCCAUACCUGUACAUCAACUCCCGCACCAUGUUCAGCGACGACACCAAGUACGCUCCUAACGCCAUUGCGCGCAUUGCCAUCGUUGCUUUUGCCCCGAUUGGUAUCAAUGCCGGUGUCGCUGGUAUGUUUUUUGGUAUGGCUUGCUGCAUGGGACCCAUCUUCAGUUUGUGCUGCAAGAAGUUCGGUGCAGUCCUGGCUGCGAUCGCCCACGCUAUCGCUGUCAUCGUCCUGAUCGUCUUCUUCGAGGUUCUCUUCGUUCUUGAGUCCUUCAACUGGCCCCGUACCGUCUCCGGCAUGAUCGCCAUGAUGGCCCUCCAACGGUUCAUCUACAAGCUGAUCAUUUCCCUGGCCCUGACCCGUGAAUUUAAGAACGACCAGUCCAACAUCGCGUGGUGGACCGGUAAGUGGUACAACAUGGGUUGGCACUCGCUCUCGCAGCCCGGUCGUGAAUUCCUUUGCAAGAUCACCGAGCUGGGCUACUUCGCCGCCGACUUUGUGCUCGGUCACAUUAUUCUCUUCUUCAUGCUGCCGGCUCUUGCCAUCCCCUACGCCGACAAGUUCCACUCAGUCAUCCUGUUUUGGCUGCGUCCCAGUCGCCAAAUCCGUCCCCCUAUCUACUCUCUGAAGCAGUCCAAGCUGCGCAAGAGACGUGUGAUUCGUUUCGCCAUUCUAUACUUCGUCAUGCUGGUCCUCUUCGUUGUCCUUAUUGCUGCGCCCAUCGUCGUGCGCAACAUGGACAUUGACACUAGCCUGCGUCGUACCUUGUACAAUGCCAUUGGUGUCAAGCAGGGUAACAGCAUGUUCCUCCUCCAGCCCCUUGACAAGGGUCUUAAUGACACCCAGACCUACUACACUGGAAGCCACUUGCCGAAGGGUUUCUCUUCCCACGCUGUCGUCACCCCCACCGCCGGCGACUUCAACUUCCAGCGCUUACUGUGA
Molecule: messenger RNA, 5688 nt
Organism: Penicillium subrubescens
Lineage: Eukaryota; Fungi; Ascomycota; Eurotiomycetes; Eurotiales; Aspergillaceae
Product: 1-3-beta-glucan synthase component FKS1
Exons: 5
Coding region: 1-5688 (1895 amino acids)
Biological process (GO): fungal-type cell wall polysaccharide biosynthetic process; (1->3)-beta-D-glucan biosynthetic process
Cellular component (GO): plasma membrane; 1,3-beta-D-glucan synthase complex
Molecular function (GO): 1,3-beta-D-glucan synthase activity
Source: RefSeq, a predicted model, not a curated record